Molecule: messenger RNA, 1392 nt
Organism: Owenia fusiformis
Lineage: Eukaryota; Metazoa; Annelida; Polychaeta; Sabellida; Oweniidae
Source: the annotation of a GenBank genome assembly
CGUCGUCCUGGCUCUUCUUGCUUCAUCAAGCUUCGGACCUAUCCUCGAGAGAACGUACAUGUAUUGAUUGAGCGUGGGAACCGACGAUGGUCCCGCGUGCUGAAGCGAGGGAUUUCUCACACGAUUGUUGGAGCCCUAAUUGGAUGUAUUACUCAUGGCUGGUUCGCCUUUCAGUAACGUGAUAAUACAAUUAACAUAAAGGUAAAAUAUUUGGAUACAAAUUGACCUCCUUCUUGGUGAAAUGAUAAAAGUAAAAAUUUCCCCCGACGGAAGUUCAUCUAUUUUGUUAUAAAGACGUCACGUCUUUAUAACCAGGUGGGGAUCAGUGAAUAUAUUUGAUCAUACUUUGUUUUUUGCGGUGAAGAACGUAGGGUGGUAUACACACCAGCGAUCUGUUUUUGUUCUUAUCAAAGCGAUUUUAACAUCCGAGAUGCAGCACGCUAUAUUGAUACUCGCUUUUCUUGCCAUAGGAUCAACAGCCAGUAGCUGGGAUAUUUAUAUAGAAAACAUAAUUGCUCAGUCUAAAGAUGCAAGUGGAACUACACAUGCUGAUAAAGCUUGUAUCAUAGGACUUGAUGGAGGAGCUAUAUGGACAACUGCUGGUCAUCCAAAUGCUCUUAAACUACAGGGACAAGAAGGGGUCAACAUUUCAAAUCCAUUUAUAAGUAAAGAUUUUACCUCCUUCAUGGCUGGUGGGAUUUUUGCGGAAGGGAUCAAAUACCAGUUUCUAAGGGUAGAGGAUGAUAAAAUAGUAUUAGCCAAGAAAAAAGAUUCAGGGGCUUUAACGAUGCAAGCAACUAAAACUGCUAUAGUGAUAGCCCACACUAAAGAAGGUAGCCAACAAGGAAACACCAACAAGGGAGUGGCAGUUGUUGCUUAUUACUUGGAAAGUCUUGGCAUGUAGUUUAUCGUAUAUCAUAUCUAAGAUCAUAGCGUGUUACAGAUCCAUUGAGGAAAGCAGAUAGUUGAUAUUUUCAUAUAACAAGACAUUCAAAACUGAUAUAUAAAAAGAAAAGCAUGGUAUUUACUAGUUCGGCUGAUAUGUCGGCAAUACUUCAAUCAAAUGUUGGAUCCCCGGGUUGGAUACGUUCUUAUUGUUUAUUCUUGAAUAUAACAAAACUAUACUACAAAAAUAAAGAAGUCUUGAAACAUAAUAUACUGUAAUAUAUAUAAUUGAUGAGUAAGUAUCUAAAGGCCCCUUAUAUAUAGUUAUUAAUAAAAAAUUGAAUAUAUCAAUUAUCGUAAGUAGGCCCAUUUAUAGAAAAAUGAUUUUUAUGCACCAUUAUUCCCAUUAAACUACCCAAUUUGCUUAUUGAUAUUAUUCUCACUAUCAUCCUAAAUUAAAAUAAAAUAUGCAACAACACGAGUUGUUAUGUUCUCUUCAAUUAGCAA